AUGAAUGAAAAUGAAGACAAGGCCAAGGAAAUGCUAAUUUCUAGUUUUUUAAUGUUUGCAUUUUUGGGAGUCCAUCCAUAUGGACUUCUUCCUUUAAUUUCACUCGAUAAGUCAAAACCAGACCUAAUUUCAAUAGCACGAGGGAUUCAAACAGUUAUAAAACAAACUCUUCCGGUGAUUUUGAAUUCGGAACUUCGAGGACUAAUGAUAUUUAAAGAUCUUAUUGCAGACUCAACACCAAUACUUGAAGAAACCACAUAUCCAAUUAUUAUACAACUUCUAGAAGAUCUAGAUAAUACCCAAUUACCAUCGCAUGAACGCAAAAUCUGCCGUGAAACAAUCCUGACAUUUACUGAAGCGUUGUUUGCAACCAUGUACUUCAAAUUCCCCAUCCCAUUAUUCCGAUGGAUCAUAGUGAUCCCUGAUGCAUACCGUGACCUUCUUUAUGAACACCAUGAAUUUUCAAUGAGGUUAUUGUAUGUGUUUUCCUGCUUAUGUUUAAUUUUCCAAUUUCACAUGUUUAAAGAAAAGAACAUGUGGAUCGAUCAUAUGGAAGAGUACAAGAAGUACUGUGAUUCUCGGUACGGGGGAUUUUUAUAUGAUUUAGAUCACUGGUUAUUUGAAUUGGGUGUAACCAGAGAACUUCGUAUUAGAAAGUAUAAUGACGCAGGCUAUUUUGAUCCCAAGGCUGAGUAUUACAAAGUUUAA
This is a messenger RNA of Spathaspora passalidarum NRRL Y-27907, 708 nucleotides long. RefSeq lists its product as uncharacterized. The transcript has a single exon. Lineage: Eukaryota; Fungi; Ascomycota; Pichiomycetes; Serinales; Debaryomycetaceae. The record is from RefSeq and is a predicted model, not a curated record. The coding region runs from base 1 to 708 and encodes 235 amino acids. Gene Ontology annotation, biological process: regulation of transcription by RNA polymerase II. Gene Ontology annotation, molecular function: DNA-binding transcription activator activity, RNA polymerase II-specific.